AUGGCACCUCAGCACAAAUCUCGAGACUCCCUCACGGGAUUGAGCUUUGGGAUAGGUAUCGAUCGUGACAUUGAUGAAGCUGAAAAAGAAUUCAGCUUAAUCAAAGGUCACAUUGUUACCAUAAAACGGGGAGCCAGUUCUGGAGAGGACAUGGCUACCGAGCUUGGUUAUGAUUCCGAUCAACGGAAUCGAAUCACAGCCACACUCAGAAAUGGGACGGACGUCUUGAAGGAGAUCAAAUCUCUACAACAAGACAUCCGUAUUGCCAAGUCAUCUGUCAGGCAAGCUGAUUCCAGAUCACUUGCCGGGCUGGAUCACGAUGACGAUGAGGAAGCUCGCAAAAGAGCUGCCUCUCAAGUGGUACGCUUUUUGGUAGAGUCACCAGACGCCCUGACGCUUGCAAGUCAAAUGGGCCAGUUGCCUCCUGCCAUGAUCGCUACCAUAAAAGACGCCCAAGGCCUCUUCUUAAACGAUGACCUUGUUUCUCUCCGUAACCAAUUGGAUGAAGCAAAUGAGAAGAUCAAUGUUGUAGAGGCUAAAGGCCGUGAUUGUGAACGUGAAGCUCAGAGGGCUAUGCAAGAACUGCGUAAAGCCCAAGAGCAGCACGAAAGCAACGAGACAGCUUUAAAACGAAGGAUAGCGAACGCCGAUGGUCAACUUCAUAGCAAUGAACAACUGGCGGAAGGCAAACUUCAAAAAUUAAAGCUGGAUAUGCAAGCCGAGAUCAACCGUCAGAAAGACAGAUUUGACAGUUGCAAGGCUGAAAAGACUACUCUCGAAAGACAGACGAAGGAUCUCGAGGCUCAGCUCCAAGAGGCCAAGAGACAGAAUGUCAAUCAGAGCAGUAAGACGGCAGAUAACUUGCGCGCGUAUAAAGAAAGUAUACAAAAGAAGCGCCAGGUUUUGACCGAUCUGAAUGUAAAGAUCAAUGACCUUGAGAAAGCUCUGAUCAAUAAAGAUAACACCAUCACCAGACGUGACGAUGUUAUCUAUACUCGGGACCAGGAGAUUCAAUCGCUGAAUGAAGCCCAUUCAGAACAGCGUGAGAAGCUUGCCGAGAAGGAUCGAAAGAUCAAGGAGCUUGAAAGAGCUUCUAAUGAUAAAGACAGUAAUAUCACGCAACGUGAUGUUCUUGUCAAGGCCAGAGAACAAGAGAUCCGAUCGCUGAGUGAAACCAUUUUAAAACAAAAUAAGACUCUUGGCGAAAAGGAUCGAAAGAUCAAGGAUCUUGAGAAAGCUUCAGGCCAUAAAGACAAUAAAAUCACAAAAUGUGACGAUAUUGUUAAUGCUCGGGAAGAAGAGGUUAAAGUGCUAAAAAUCGCCAUUUCAAAGCAUCAAACUUCUCUUGCCGAGAAAGAUCAAAAGAUCAAGGAGCUUGAGAAAGCGUCUAAAGAGAAAGGCAAUACUAUCAUACAACAUGAUGGUCUUGUCAAGGCUCGAGAAGAAGAUGUUAGAAUGCUAAAUUUAGCUAUUUCGAAGCAUCAAGCUUCUCUUGCCGACAAAGAUCGAAAGAUCAAGGAGCUUGAGAAAGCUUCUAAUGAAAAGGAUGAUACCAUCGCGACACGCAAUGGUAUUAUCAAGACACAGGUCCAAGAAGCUGCGACAUUCCUCAGGCAUAUAUCUGAAGUAGAAUCGUCUAGUGACUUGAACCAUGUCGCUAAAGAGGUUCUGGUAGACUCUACCAAGGCGUCUUUAGCACCGGCUCAGUGGCAACCGUGGAAGAUCCACUCAUGGUCUGAUGAAACGUCCCUAAAGAUCACCCCAAUUGAUCGAAGCCCAGAAGCCAUUGCUAUCCAGAUCCUUGUGGCAUUGGAUGGCAGAUCGCUAGAAGGCGUGGAGUUGUUGAGUUUGCUUUAUGGUCUACAAACAUCCUUGUGCAACUCCUCCAUGGUCUCUUCUAUGAUCCCAAUGCUCCUCAGAGCGUUCACUGCGGUUGGGACCGGCGUGCACUUUAUGCACCGAUUAGUCAUGUGCCAGAUUGCAAACUUGCUGGCCCCAACUGAUGAGGCUUUGCAUCAAUUUACUGCAGCCUUGGACAAUGUUGAUCCUCAAAUCAAUAGUCUACCCUUAUUGGCCUUUAUCGACGGUCUGGAGGAAUUCUCGCUGCUGACUUAG
Fusarium pseudograminearum CS3096 is the source of this 2115-nucleotide messenger RNA. RefSeq lists its product as uncharacterized. Lineage: Eukaryota; Fungi; Ascomycota; Sordariomycetes; Hypocreales; Nectriaceae. The coding region runs from base 1 to 2115 and encodes 704 amino acids. The record is from RefSeq and is a predicted model, not a curated record. The transcript has 2 exons.